This is a messenger RNA of Ostreococcus lucimarinus CCE9901, 894 nucleotides long. RefSeq lists its product with no specific name. NCBI's taxonomy places the organism in Eukaryota, Viridiplantae, Chlorophyta, Mamiellophyceae, Mamiellales, Bathycoccaceae. Gene Ontology annotation, molecular function: protein binding. Gene Ontology annotation, biological process: chlorophyll biosynthetic process. The record is from RefSeq and is a predicted model, not a curated record. The transcript has a single exon. Bases 1 to 894 code for a protein of 297 amino acids.
AUGACGCUCGGCGCGGACGCGGCGCGCGCGGUGAAAGGACCAGGGGAGGAACUCUUGGCCAAACGCCUGGAGGAGGAGGCGAAGUCGCGCGAACGCAUCGACGCGUUGUAUCGUGAAUUGCGAGCGGAGGAGGCGAAGGCGUUGGAAUUGAGACGGGAGAAGGAAGGUGAAGCGCAAGAAGAGUUGAACAAGUUCCGGGAGGAGAGUGAGGCGCAGUCGAGACAACAAGUGCUGGCGGGGAAGACGCUGUGCGUGACGCCGUUUGGCAUCGACAUCGUCGGCAUCACAGAGUUUGUUGCUUUAGCGGGUGCGGUGGCGAGCGGGAUUUCCGCGAAUCAGAAGAAGGAGGAGAUUACGAUGUUGAACGAUAAGCUGCGUAAGAUUAACGCGAGUUUGAUGUCGACGUCGAGAGCUUCCAUGGGCACCGACGCGUCGGUUUUGGAAGCUGCCAGGGGGGGCGCGGCAAAAGCCGCCGCGGCCACGAUGUCCAGCGUAGACGACUGGGACACGCUGUCGGAAGACAUGAAAGAGCUCAAGCUUGCUCUUCGUGAGGGACGUAAGCUUUUGCGGGCCGACGAAUUCGCGGCCGCAUUGAAUGCAUUUAAGAAGUCUUUGAUGUUGGCGCGCGUCACCGGUGACUUGGUCUCUGUGCGCCGCGCUACGCGAGGUCUCGGUGCCGCCAAGCGUCAGCUCGGCGACCGCGUCGGCGCCAUCGCCGACUUAAAGGAAGUGUUAAACAUUUCGCAGCAGUUAGACGACAACACUGGGGACAUGGAUGCCCUCGGCGCCAUCGCGGAUCUCUACACCGAGCUCGGCGACUUAGAAAACGCCGGUCGCUACUACGAUUUGUACCUCAACCAAAUCAACGACGAAACCGUCGAAAUCGAGGACUAG